Molecule: messenger RNA, 426 nt
Organism: Aspergillus wentii DTO 134E9
Lineage: Eukaryota; Fungi; Ascomycota; Eurotiomycetes; Eurotiales; Aspergillaceae
Product: Dabb family protein
Exons: 2
Coding region: 41-355 (104 amino acids)
Source: RefSeq, a predicted model, not a curated record
CAAUCACUUCCAACCAACCAAACAACCAACAACCGCCAAAAUGCCUGCCAUCGAACGUGUUACCCUCAUGAAGAUCCCCUCCAACGACGACCGCUCCAAGGUCCUCGAGCAGUUCAAGGUCCUGGCCAAGACUGCCACCAAGGACGGCAAGCCCUACAUCAGAAACGCCUCCGUCGGCGCCUCGUACGACGAUGCUCGCAACCAGGGCUGGAACCUGUCGGUCAAGAUGACCUUCGACUCGCUGGACGACAUGAAGUACUAUGACACCGACUGCGAGGCCCACAAGGCCCUCAAGGCUGUUGCCGUCCCCGUCAAGGAGGACCUGAUGACCACCUACUUUGAGAACAUUCUGUGAAUACGUUGCGAUCGUGGAUAUUAUUGAGGACAUGACAGAUUACGAAUUAUGUAUGGGUAGCAGCCAAGAAA